GCCGACCACACAAGCGUUGAGUCUACUCACGCAGGCUUGUUAGUCAGGAGGAACGUCACCGCGGACUAACAUUCGAAUUGGCCGAGUGGGAUGGGCACGAGUGGGACGGAGCUUGGUGUCAGUUUAGUGAACGGAAAAUGGUAUACGGCGGGGAGGAGCGAUCCCUUGAAGGCUGGAGCCGGAGUACUUCUCCGUGAGCCGAAAGAGCUCAACAUCGCCAUCAUCGCUCAUCGGUGACGACGGCGACCACACAAGACCACCAGAGGCUCGCAGUGGACAGUUUCAACACUUUCAUUCACAAAGGAGCCAUUUUUGAAUGGCCAGAGCAGGACCUGAUGGCGUCGUCGCAGGUGGAUAGCAUCAAUGCUAAAAAGGAUGGCGGCAUCAGGCACAGUGGCGAAAAAAAACCCUGCCCUGUGCACGCGCCAGGCUCGGGCGACGUCAAACGGGGCUUCCGCAAGAGCAGGAACAACGACUACGUGAAGAUCUCCAUGAAGGAGGCUGAGGUGAACCGCCUGCCGGCCGAGUGGUGGAAGACCUUGCUUCUCUUCUUCUACAUCACCUUCAGCAUGGUGCUGACCACCGUGGUCAUCACAGCGGUCCACGAGAAGGUUCCACCCAAAGAGGAAAUCCCACCGCUUCCCGACACCUUCUUUGAGUACAUCGACAGGGUCAAGUGGGCCUUUACAGUCACGGAGGUCAAUGGGAUUGUUCUGGUCACUGUUUGGUUGUUGCAGCUCUUCUUCUUCCAACACAAGUCCAUAGUAUUACGACGCUACUUCUUCAUCGCGGGUACUUUGUACUUGUACCGCUGCGUCACUAUUUACAUCACCACCCUGCCUGUGCCUGGCAUGCACAUGAACUGCGCGCCUAAGCUGUACGGAGACUUCUACGGCAAGUUCUGGCGAGUUCUGAAUUUGAUAUCCGGUGCCGGAAUGUCCAUGACCAAUACCACCAUAAUGUGUGGCGACUUCCUGUACAGCGGACACACCAUGGUGCUCACUCUCACCUACCUGUUUAUCAAGGAAUACUCGCCACGUUCGUUCUGGUGGUACCACUUGAUGUGCUGGUUGCUGAGUGCAGUCGGUGUAGUGUGCAUCCUGGUGGCACGCGAGCAUUACAGUGUAGAUGUGGUCGUGGCCUACUAUAUCACCACGCGACUGUUUUGGUUCUACCAUAGCCUGACUACGCAGUGCCAGUGUUCCCCAAACAACUACCUCACCAAAACCUGGUGGAACCCUCUGUUCAACUUCAUGGAGCGCAAUGUCAAGAAACCUGUGCCGCGGGAGUACGGCUGGCCAAAGAGCUGGGCACCGGCCUGCCUCAAGAACCCCUGUAAGAAAUACUCCAUGGUACAGAGCACACGUGAUGAGUGACAGACUCAGCCGUCAGGGUGGAGCGAUUGAACAAACACACGUGCCUCGAUGGAUAAUCGCAUUUUGUCUUUUUGCUGUUGUAUUUUAUUCAUUCGUCGGCAGUGUUGUUAAUCUUACUUUAAUAAAGUAAAUAGUUACAGUUACAAAUUGCCUUUGCUAAAAAGUAAUUGAGUUAGCACAGACUUGACUAUCAGUUGACUGGACACGGGGUUCGGGGCCGAUCCGUAGGGGGCCUAUUUUUAAAAGACUUAAAGUGAUCCUCUAACUUAAAUACAAAAAGGCUCUAAUAAACCACAGUUGUUCUCUUGUACUAAAAUAUGUUGUUGG
Corythoichthys intestinalis (scribbled pipefish) is the source of this 1703-nucleotide messenger RNA. RefSeq names its product sphingomyelin synthase 2a (gene sgms2a). The record is from RefSeq and is a predicted model, not a curated record. The coding region runs from base 336 to 1376 and encodes 346 amino acids. NCBI's taxonomy places the organism in Eukaryota, Metazoa, Chordata, Actinopteri, Syngnathiformes, Syngnathidae. Gene Ontology annotation, molecular function: sphingomyelin synthase activity; ceramide cholinephosphotransferase activity. Gene Ontology annotation, biological process: ceramide biosynthetic process; sphingomyelin biosynthetic process. Gene Ontology annotation, cellular component: plasma membrane; endoplasmic reticulum membrane; Golgi membrane. The transcript is spliced from 6 exons.